This is a messenger RNA of Symbiodinium sp. CCMP2456, 417 nucleotides long. Lineage: Eukaryota; Dinophyceae; Suessiales; Symbiodiniaceae. The record is from the annotation of a GenBank genome assembly.
AUGGAGGACUUUCACGGCAGCUUGAUUGAGGAAAUGGAGGAGUGGCUCUCCAGCGAUGAUUUCGACAGUGCCUGGCGUGAGUGCUAUGAACGCGCGUGCAGAGGCUCCACGGGCAGAUCAGAUCGGAACAUCUCUGAGUCGGUGCUUUACCAGACGGCGGCCGCUGUGCAUAACCACAUGCCUCAUGGGCCGCUGGAAAGAAUGCUGCCUGUACCGGACGCCGAGUUUAUCCAGACUGCUCUGGCGAGCAUCGGCUUGGAAGAUCCGCGUCGGGCUGGCCUCAAGGACUUGGAGCAUUUCGAGGCGGCUUUGGUCGUCGUCUUUACGCACCUGGCUCACUGCGCCUCCUUGCUGGAGAAGCAGAUGCCAGGAAUGGCUGACUGCAUCCUGACGGGCAAGAUCGACCCACGGGCAUAG